Sceloporus undulatus (fence lizard) is the source of this 2138-nucleotide messenger RNA. RefSeq names its product acrosin-like. Gene Ontology annotation, biological process: acrosome reaction; proteolysis. Bases 249 to 1688 code for a protein of 479 amino acids. Gene Ontology annotation, molecular function: serine-type endopeptidase activity. NCBI's taxonomy places the organism in Eukaryota, Metazoa, Chordata, Lepidosauria, Squamata, Phrynosomatidae. The transcript has 5 exons. The record is from RefSeq and is a predicted model, not a curated record.
CAAGCUGCAUCUCCCUGGAUCCUAAGCAACCUAAGCCUUAGUCUGGCCCAUGACUUGGAGAAAUCCCAUUGGUAAGACAUCAGCUAAAGAUAGAGAAAGAACCCGAUUGCAACAGAGAACCAACACCAGUUCUGAAGUGACAUCAUACACACCGGCCACGUGCUGAUUGGACAGAAAAGCAUCUAGUUUGUGACUUCAUGCGCAAUCGGGGAUAGACAGUGGAACCUGACACGGUCGAGACAUGUAGGAUGAAGUGGCCGCCGCUGCCACUCAUUUUGAUUCUUUCCGUUUUUGGUUCCACACAUGCCCAAGACGACAGGUGCAAUGGCAUUUGCGGGCGACGUCCCCUGGCGUCCAGCCACAGCGGCUCGGUGCGGAUUAUCGGAGGCACGGAUACCCUUCCGGGGACAUGGCCCUGGAUCGUCAGCAUCCAGAUCCCGUCGCACCGGGGCUACGUCCAUUCCUGCGGAGGAUCCCUCAUCAGCUCGCGCUGGGUCAUCACCGCUGCCCAUUGCUUCUUAAAUAAAAAGUUUCUAGAGCAUUGGAAGCUGGUGAUUGGGGCCACUCAGCUCUCUCAGCCGGGCCCCGAUGUCCAGGAGCACACCAUCAAGAACCUGGUGGAGCACCAGCAGUACCAGAAGCACACGAACCUCAACGAUAUUGCCUUGAUGGAGCUGAGCCACCCCAUCAACUGCACCGACUACGUCCAGCUGGCCUGCUUGCCUGACACCACUGUGGACGUUUCGUCACUGACCCACUGCUGGAUCAGCGGAUGGGGAGUGACCGACGUCUCAAAGCGUCAGACGUCUGAUGUAUUGCAAGAGGCCAAAGUCAACAUCAUCCCAUUACAUAUGUGCAACAGCACUUACUGGUACAACAGCCGCAUCCAUUACAACAACAUUUGUGCCGGAUAUCAGCACGGAGGCAUUGACACCUGCCAGGGUGACAGUGGUGGCCCCCUCAUGUGCAGGGAGUCAAGGUCUGAGCGUUUCUGGGUGGUUGGCGUCACCAGCUGGGGAAGUGGCUGCGCACAAGCACAGCGGCCGGGCGUCUACACCUCCACCCAGCACUUCCUCGACUGGAUCAAAGCAGUAACCAAGGAGAACCUGAUCCACCCCAGUCACCAUGGAGGCAUGAAACCAAAGCCCACGAUGCCAAGACCCAUUGGCCGACCGUGGCACCAACAGUCACACCGCCCAAGCACCAACCCUAGCUCCGGGAACUGGAUCAACCCUUGGACCCAGCCGACCCCGAGCCCAGCCCCUGUGAUUUCGUGGGAAGAAUCCACCCUCGCCAAAGAUGAGCAGGAGAUUGUGAACUGGCUUCAUGCCCAAGCUGCCGCCAAUACCCGUCCCACCAUGCGCCCAGUGAUAACAAACCCCCCAGCAUGGCCACCGCCGACUCAGCGGCCCUUGCUGCAGACCCAUCGCCCAUGGGGCACCCCCAAUAUUAAUAGCUGGAACCAGCAAUGGCCCACUCCUCCCAAAACGACCUGGAAGUGGGGUCUGACCAGACCCAGAACAACACCAUACUAUGGUGGGCAGCAGGGCUACCAGAACUGGAACCUGGGCCUGACCAGGCCUCCCCCCAGGACCAGACCCCCAGCCCCAGUGCCCACACAACCUUCAUGGCAAUCGUGGGCAUGGUCUUACUACGGGCGCCCAAAGGGGACCACUAACCCCUAUUAGCCCCCAAUGGGGUUCCUGUCCUGCUAGUGAGCCUUUGUCCCUCCUCUAUCAGGGCAUCGUUUCUUGGGUGUCCUUCCGCCAGAUGUCCAUCAAGACCCAUUGUGUGUCAACUACCACAACCCUGAGCACAGGCCUUUGCCUCACUGCAUCCAGAGUUCCACCCAAGAGUUGACUUCCCAGAUUAGAAACAGAAAUCCCUUGGCUUUUGACAUAUGAGUUCCUUUGGUGAGAGAUGGAAAAUGCCGGAGGAAUGGGGUAGAAAACCAGCCAACACUGCCUGGAUAGAGGUGAUAUGUCCUUCCCAAGCGUCACCCACUGGUUCUUUUUUAGAGGGUCCAGCAUUCAUGCUCAGACUCUGCCACCUUGAUAGAGGGAGGCCAGAGAAGGUCCCAAGCUCACCUGGAAGAGUUAGGAGCCCUUCUCCUGCAACAACCCCCAAAACUGCAGUGG